GUUUCCGACCGUUGUGCUGCUAAAGUGUGUGUGUGUACCAUGCUCGCGACAAUUGCUCGGCAUAGUUUGUAGCAGUCCGACGAACAGCCAUAUUCCCUACUUCUGGGAGCAAGCCGACCAAAUCCGUCAUCAUGCAGGCCAUGACACCCAUCACCCCGCUGGAGCCGGGCGUGGAAAUGUUCGAGAGGGGAAAAGCCCAGUCGUUCUUUUCAAAUGCUCUGACGGCCCGGUCGUCGCUGGAGCGUCCGCUCUCACACAUUAGCGUUGCUUAUACCGACAUUGAGGAUGACUCCAGUGAAUUCGAAGAGUUUGAGGAGGAAUUCAGUGGCUCUUCUAGUGAGAACAGGCGGAGUCAAACAACAAUAUCGACUUUCGAGGAGGUACGAACACCUUCAGAGGAAGUACGGCCACAGUUUGCCUACUGGCCUGAGCAGAAGUCGGUAGAAGGCCCCAAGGGACCGCAUCUAUUCCGCGCAUCUCAAUCAUCCAAUGACUUCGCAUAUGAUACAGUCAUGCAGAUGUCGCCAUUGUUGCCCAAAGAGACUUCAUUCCGUCAACCGACCGCAUUCCGUGAAACCACACCAGCAACGAUAGUCCCCCAAAGAGAAUACAACAACAUUGCUUUCGCAGUUUCCCACCUCGACAAUGCCGAAGUGCGUGCCUGGACUUCUCAAGACGUUGCUACCUGGAUGUACCAGAAUGGUUUUGAGGACGAGGUCAUCAACAAGUUCAUGGAACAUGACAUCACAGGCGGAGUCCUGCUUGAUCUACAGUUUGAACAUCUUAAGGAGUUGGAGAUCCAGUCAUUUGGCAAAAGGCACCAGUUGUGGAACCAGAUCGAUGCUCUACGCACCGCUGAUGGUCUCAUGUCACCGACUGCUCCCGCAGCCAUCCCAACCCCGUUCGAGGACGUCGAACGCCCAUGUCGAGAGGCAAGGAACAACCGGUCCAAGAGCAAGGGCAGGAAAGCUAGCCGACGCGAUAAGUCUCGGGGACGUAACUUGGGAGACGAUCUCAUCACUCCUGCACAUUCCGUCUCAAUCGUGGCGAUUGAACAACUGCUACCCAAGCCACACGUGUGCGCAAAGGGUGAGCGAUGCCGCAAAUGGAUCAAGCAAAAGAAGCAGCUCGCAAAGCUCCAGCAAGAACAUGGCUUCCCCAUCUCUCCCGAGAAGGGCGGUCACAUCUUCAUUGCUGGCGACCCCGGCAAUGCCCAAACAGCGCCUCAUGCCGUUGAGAACGUCCAUCGUCCAAAUUCAGAAGCUACCCCUUCUGUCGUCGUGCCAUCUGUAGUAGCAUCAUCAGAUGUGCUGGGGCCUGGCCAAAUGCCCGAAUUUAGCCUUGAUGAUCUCCAGAGGUUCGAACAACGCGACCCGCAAGACAAUGUACGACAAUUCCUCACCUUGCAGGGACAGCAGCAGCCUUUCACCAGUGCUACUCCCAUCGAGGCUCCACCAACCCCACCCACAGAAUCAUACCCACCCCGGCCUUUCUUGGUAAUACCGCAGCACCAGCCAUACCCGCAGGUUUCGGCUUUUUCCGCAUCCACGUCGGCGCACACUACCAAGUCAUUUGAUCCAUUCACCCAAACACCCCAGACCCCAGCUCUGCACCCUCCGGAGUUCAUGCCGGCGCCUCACUCGAAUCUUAAGAGCCUUCCCAAACUGACGAUACCUCCGGCACGGUCCAUGUCCGCCCAGCCCGCUGGUAACCCACGCAGUGGCAUCCCAGCAAACCACUAUCUCGCGCCCGACACCGCCUUUUCGCCAUGUAGGACAGCGUCACCAGGUGGCGUCUACCGAUUCGGUACGCCAUUUUCCGAGAUGGACGUCCCCGUGACUGCUGUGCAACCAGAGCCACUUAGCCGCGACACAAGUCAGUCCGUGCCUCCAAACAUGCAGUACCAACCUCAAAUCCAAAGGGCUGGAUCCCGCCAUGACCGGAGGCGCCCGUCGUUGCCCAUGCCAGCGCUAGCUGAAGACCGCGUUUUCAGUCCAACGGCCCACUCCGAUGACGAUACUCUGCGCGGGACUAUUUUCGACGACUCUGUCAGUACUAGUAACAGCGUUAGCUCCUCGCCACUAAAGGCUCCCAAGGCCCUUGACAGCGAAGCCGGAGACACUAUCGCGCCUUUGCCCAAGGGAGGCUUCCAGUACAAGGGUGUGAACCACCAUGGCUGGAUGAAGAAGCGACGCACCAAGCUCUUGCGUCACGAAUGGCAAGACCACCACUUCCGCCUCCAGGGCACCAUGUUGGCCAUGCACCCCAAUGAGCUGCCGUCAUCGUCUGCACUGCAGACCAUUGAUGUAGAUGACUAUGCUGUAGCAUGCUCAUCGCUUGCUUCCAACAAGCUCUCGGCCAAGUUCAGGGCCUUGAAGCUUUCUUCCGGCCAUCACAAGGAAAAGACUGCCGCUUCCGCACCUGCAUUUGAGUUCCAGCUUGUACCUACCGCGCCUGACAAGGGAGACUUCAAAAAGGUCAUGCCCAACGGCAAAGUACAGCACUUCGCUGUCACUACCAAAGACCAAAGGAUCGAAUGGAUGCGUGAGCUUAUGCUGGCCAAGGCCUUAAAGGCCAAGAAGGACGGCUAUGAGGUCAACGUGAACGGUGCUAACAUGUGAUGAGUCCAUCUCAGGCUCAUCAAUCUCUCCUCUCCUGUCCCCCAAUUUGUUCCUGUGUUUUGUUUUUGUAUCUAGCCAGCGAGCGUGCGUUCUGUCUUUCUUUGUCUUUCCUUUUUAUAUUUGCUGAUCAUGACCACUAUACCCUUUCUGUAUUCUGCUUCCUUAGUCAACAUCUUGCUGUCUAUCUUUUAUCUCGUUUUGUUUGGAGCAUUGCAUAAUUAUCUUUUACUACAUAUCUCUAAAGACUUGGAACGCUGCGCGGGGCCGCAAGGUCAUGGGACACACUGGUUUCGAUUUGGAGCAUGGUAAUGUACUGAGUAGGCCGCUUAGCGCGGAUUUCUUGCGCUCACUCGUUGAAUGUAUUGGUGUGGAAUGUCUGUUUUGACCAAAAGCUCUCGUUACGUUAGUG
Molecule: messenger RNA, 3030 nt
Organism: Pyrenophora tritici-repentis Pt-1C-BFP
Lineage: Eukaryota; Fungi; Ascomycota; Dothideomycetes; Pleosporales; Pleosporaceae
Product: SAM and PH domain containing protein
Molecular function (GO): protein binding
Source: RefSeq, a predicted model, not a curated record